AUGUCUGCCGAAGACUUUCGUGGCUACGAUGCCGAUUUUGAACCAUCUGCUGACGCCGUUGCGGAGUUUCUUACCGAAGAGCUUUGCCAGGAAGACUUUCUCCCAAACAGUUUCAACGAUGACGAUGUGUCGCCCUCUGUAAGCUCUGACUCUUCUUUUCACCGUUUGCUAUCACCUAUUUUCUUACGCCAGAAGGACAUCCGAUCCCUCUUUCCAUGCCAGCAGGUGCACUUGCAGAACAAUGCCUCCGACACCAAGCGGAAGCAAAGCACGAGCGAUGGAACAGAUGAGUCAUCUCCAGUUUCCACUCCGUGCAAGAGCCCCCCAUUGAAGAGAGCCGGGCUGCGUACUUCUCCCGUUGUGUCGUCAAGGUCCGUGACCAUCACUGCCAGCAACCUGGUCAUCAAGAAAGAGAAUGUCCAAAUGCCAGCCGACAGGUUGGAGAACGUCGCACUGCUAGUUGCCGAAGCCACUGCUGUUCCCAGUAAAGACAAAUCUUUUCCUGGCCACAGAUUUGUUCGUGCCAACCGCCCCCCAAGGCGCCCCAUUCCUGAAGACACCGAAGUCCUGUGCGUGGAUAGCCCUGAGGACAAAAAACCAGCUGCUGUUCCAGACAAUGUCGGUUCUCUGAAAACGUCCAAAACAGCUACUACCACAGGGCCGGCGGAGGUCAUAUGUGUGGACAGCAGCCCAGAGGUUGAAAAGAACGUAGUCAAGAAAACCGGGGAUGUGGCUUUUGGCCGUCACUCGCCAACUUACCUCGAAGCAACCGUUGCCAGCUGCCGUAGGAUGGCGAUGAGUGGAAAUCCACGUGAAUUCCCAUUGUGGUGCGAAGCAGCUGUGCUGGUUUAG
Molecule: messenger RNA, 852 nt
Organism: Seminavis robusta
Lineage: Eukaryota; Bacillariophyta; Bacillariophyceae; Naviculales; Naviculaceae
Source: the annotation of a GenBank genome assembly